Messenger RNA from Microthlaspi erraticum, 483 nucleotides. The record is from the annotation of a GenBank genome assembly. NCBI's taxonomy places the organism in Eukaryota, Viridiplantae, Streptophyta, Magnoliopsida, Brassicales, Brassicaceae.
AUGCAUAACUGCUCCUCUGUUCUGGAUUCGAUUCGCCGGCAUCUGCUCGAAGAUGACUCGGAGACACUUCAUUCUUUCUCUGCUAGCCCACAUCUGGAAUCGUCUCCGAGGAGGAGAGGCGCCAACUUCAAAGGAGUCAGGAGAAGGCCUUGGGGAAAAUACGCUGCAGAGAUUAGAGAUCCCAAUAAACUUGGGGCCAGGAUAUGGCUCGGCACUUAUGAGACGGCCCAAGAAGCAGCUGCGGCCUACGACCGAGCCGCUUUCAAGAUGCUAGGGGCCAAGGCUAAGCUCAACUUCCCUCAUCUCACUGGCAUUGAUUGCCCAGAACCGGCAAGGAUCACCGAGCGCCGCCUGAGUUCAACCUCAUGCUCGCCUGUGGCUAGAAGACGCAACGCUGACAUAAUAAACCUGACGGCAAGACUUCCAUGCCUUGCUUUCCAUUAUUUUUACCAUAUGACCACCCCACAUAGCUUUGCUCGUUAA